AUGGCAAAAGUUGCUUCAUGGGAUUUGCGAGCCGAUGGUCUCUGGACUCGCCCAAUGGUGGGACCUGAGCGAAUGUUUGAUCAAUGGCUGGAACUGGACGGCUGGACUGAAUGGAUGGGCGCUGUCAUCUUCACCGUCGCACCAACUCUCACACCCAAGAUUGAUUCCAGAGACAGCAUUAAGACGUGGUUCAACAAAGCCAUUGCCCUCGUCUGCCUCCAGAAACCAUCUUUGUUGGCAACAAUUCAUCGAGGCCAACAUGAAUCUGUGCCGGCCAAAUCUCGAGAUUUUAUCUAUACUCCGCUCAAAUCCGACAAUGAUUUGGCUGAAAGGAUCGCGCAACAAACGACAAUUCUUCACACUGACAAGUCAGCCAAGGAAGGACUCAAGUCACUGACGGAUGAGUUCUAUUCAACCCCUGAAAAGCGUAUCAGUAUUGAGCUUGGGGCGCACUUGAUACACAUAUCGCUUGUCGUAUCAUCAUCCGAACCCGGCACUUUCGCAGUGGGUAUCCGCUGCAAUCAUGCACUAAACGACUUCUGGAGCGGUGCUGCAAUCUUGGACAAUAUUCUAUGCAGGCUUUCAGGUGGAUUGGUAGACAACGGACUAUAUUUAUCGUCCUACACGUCCACAUCCCCAUUUUCCCUACAUCCGUGUUACCUAGACAUCCUCCAGCAGCCGCUGGGGAAUACCCCGAUGGACCAAGAAGCUCAGGAAAAGGCGAAAAAGCUGCUCGAGGCUAACCUCGCAAAUAUCACAAUGUGCCCCAUUACCGAGCAGUCUUACAAGGAUUCUCCAGGUACCGACUACGCUGUGCGAAGACAGGUGUACUCAGAGGACUUGACAAAGAGGAUUAUAAACAUCUGCAAAGCUCGGGGGGUCACGGUAACAGCGUUGUUGACAGCACUGCAAGCCUUUGCACUGCUCAAGACGUUUCCACCACAGAGUCUUCCAUGCUCCGUUGCGUCGCCGAUUUGCGUAAGCAAUCGAUUGAAACACACGUCUGUAGCCAACCAAGAUUCCGGUGAUUUGUCGCCAAAGCCAGUCGAUCAAAUAUUCAAGGACGCGGCUAACAUUGGACCAGUCAUGGCAACCACAUUUCUCGUCUCACCCUUUGAGGUCGGACCCUUUUUGAAGAAAGACGACGUAUCGGUCGGCAGUCAGCAAUGGUUCAAGGAUGUUUGGGAGGUGACAGGAAACGUCAGCCAAGCUACUGAAGAUGCUGUCAAGAGUGACAUAAGCGAGCAUGUAGACUGGACACAGGGCCCAGCUGCUUUUGGCGGUGUCGCCCACGCCAUGGAAGCUAUGAAAGCUGGCCAUCUCCCAUUACCACCCGGCAUGUUUACGCCUCUAUCAUCCGCUGGUUUGCUGGAUGGGACACAUCUCCGAGGGACCUACGGUAAAGAUGAGAGAGGCGAUGGUCCUGCGCUGAAGCUUGACGAUUUUUCCUUCUACUCACGAGUUAGUAACCUAUUCGGCCCUCAAACUUGGGCAUGGACAGCUUUAGGGAAGCUAAACACAAUACUGGUGAUGCCUGAUCCCCGUAUACGUUCGGUACCAAACAUUGAGUGGUGGGGGCUAUUCAAUGCCUCAAUUAACAGUAUGGGGAAUGAUAGUUCAGAGUAA
Molecule: messenger RNA, 1626 nt
Organism: Fusarium poae
Lineage: Eukaryota; Fungi; Ascomycota; Sordariomycetes; Hypocreales; Nectriaceae
Exons: 3
Coding region: 1-1626 (541 amino acids)
Source: RefSeq, a predicted model, not a curated record